Messenger RNA from Lontra canadensis (Northern American river otter), 723 nucleotides. RefSeq names its product translation initiation factor IF-2-like. The coding region runs from base 1 to 723 and encodes 240 amino acids. The record is from RefSeq and is a predicted model, not a curated record. NCBI's taxonomy places the organism in Eukaryota, Metazoa, Chordata, Mammalia, Carnivora, Mustelidae. The transcript is spliced from 4 exons.
AUGAAGCGACUAGCCCUACACCGCACUCCCAGGGAGGCCAACUCUGGAACCAACCCAGGCCUUGUGAAUUCCAAAGCUCAUGCCCCCGAACUACCACACUCGCGUCUCCCCCGGAGGGCGGGACCCUACACCCCUGGGCAGAACGUGAGUCCCGGGGACCGGGGAAGAGACCGUCUGGACGGCGGCCGGCUCCCGCCCCGCAGCCCGGCCGGACAGGCCUCGCCGCGGAACCCCGCUCACGGGCGGGUGCUCGGGCGGCUCGCGUUAGGCCGCGCCUCGGGGGCCCUCGCCCCUCAGAGGCCCCGGGGCCGCCAGGCUUGGGCCCCAGCCCUGGGACGCCGCGAGGUUAGGCGAGACCCGUCCGCGCAGGCAAAGACCUCGCCCAAGGGCACCGCCCGAAGCACGGCCCGCAUUCCGCUCUCGCCCAGAGGCGCGGUCUUUGCUUCCCAGCGCUCGGAAGUGUCAGGAGCGCGGCAUCCCUCCCUCAGCGGGGUCCCGAGAGGCCACCCUGCUAGGCCAUGCACGCCCCGGGUCUCACCUCUUGGGGAUACGGGUACGGAGAAGGGAAUCUCAGCUGCGGACUGGAGCCGGCACUACCCACCCCUGCUACCGCUCCGCCUCACAUUCAAACCCCGGCAAAAUGGCGCGGCGGCGAGGCUGCGGCCCGGGCGCAUGCACAAAGAUCUUCCUCCAGUCCUGUUGAGAACAACCGUAAUGAUUUAA